This is a messenger RNA of Micropterus dolomieu (smallmouth bass), 2878 nucleotides long. It is a transcript of the gene vamp1b, whose product is annotated as vesicle associated membrane protein 1b. Gene Ontology annotation, biological process: vesicle-mediated transport; SNARE complex assembly; vesicle fusion. Bases 593 to 958 code for a protein of 121 amino acids. Lineage: Eukaryota; Metazoa; Chordata; Actinopteri; Centrarchiformes; Centrarchidae. The record is from RefSeq and is a predicted model, not a curated record. Gene Ontology annotation, cellular component: SNARE complex; plasma membrane. The transcript has 5 exons. Gene Ontology annotation, molecular function: syntaxin binding; SNAP receptor activity.
AUCCAAGGGAGACAACUGAUUUCUCAUGACUGGACUUUUUUGCCCUCUUUUUUGAAAUUGCACGCAUUUGCCGGUAGCUUUCAGAAGAGGAAACUCAACAACCACCCCGAUCAGUGCUGCGUCUCCGCAUCCAAGAGCAGUUCUAUAAGGACUUAGCACCACUUGGAGGAGCUGCAUGCAGCCCUUCAGGAAAGCAAGCCUCCGUGGAUUUCUCUGGAGUGGAUUAUAAUUUAGAAGUACUUUUCCUGCUUGUGCAGUCCACUCAUACAGUGAAUUAUCAUCCGGCCCGUUUACGUGUCUCGGUAUUGCGGUACUUUGCUGACGACUUGCAGUAUAAAUGCAUCGCUAGUAUAUCGGCUCCACUGCGCCAAGAAGCCCCCCCGCCUCCUUUUUCUGUCAGCGCGGCACUUUAAUCACUUCGCUAAUUGAAAUUUGGGACGUUUGCUUGGAUUAGUGCCUAGAGAUUCUCUUUUUUUUCUUUGAUCUUGCUGUUUUUCUUCUUCUUCUCGUAUUGUACUUUAGACCCUCCCUCUCCUGCCUCACUGUCACCCUUCCUCUGCUGCCAGAGUCAGUUCAAACAGCUGCAUAGAAGAUGUCUGCCCCAGAUGCUGCCGCCCCUGGAGCUCCAGGAGCCCCUGGUGCAGAUGGAGCCCCAGCUGGCCCACCUGCCGGUCCACCUAAUACCUCCAGCAACCGCAGGCUACAGCAGACACAGGCCCAAGUUGAGGAGGUGGUGGAUAUCAUGCGGGUGAAUGUGGACAAGGUUUUGGAAAGGGACCAGAAGCUUUCAGAGCUGGAUGACAGAGCAGAUGCUCUUCAAGCCGGAGCCUCCCAGUUUGAAAGCUGCGCAGCCAAGCUAAAGAACAAAUACUGGUGGAAGAAUUGCAAGAUGAUGAUCAUGAUGGGUAUCAUUGGGGUCAUUGUGGUUGGAAUAAUAUUCUUGUACUUCUUCUACUGAGCUCUGCCCAUCAGUACAGAUGGAUAUGGACUUGAGAAUGAUAUGAGAGGGAAGAGAAAAAAAGAAACCCAAGCGCCCCCUUUUAUCCGCCCUCUCCUUCCUCUCUUCACAGUCUUCCAUCAAACCAUCUUGCACUUAUACUUGACAGUAGUGUUCAUAGUGUCCCCGCUCUCUUUGUCCCCUCUCCUUGUUCCUUCUUCCCCUGUUUUACCAUGAAGUCUCAUUCACUCUCUCCUGUCUCUGCACCUCAUGUAUUAUUGAAGGACACAGCAGGCAGAGUGAAAGAGGAAGAAAGAAAGGGAAGGAGGGAGGGAGUGAGAAAAUUCUUGGGACACGGGAACACACAGGGGCUAAACCCUCUGAACGGAGCUACUGGGAGGGGAAAUGUACAAUGUACAGAUGUUGAAUGUGUGCAGGGAGAUUGAACAAGAGUAUGCAGUCCUUUCUACCCCAGAUACGUGUUCAAAUUACCUUUUUUGAGAGUCCUACAUUUGUAAAUUGGUACUGACAUGCCUAACUAACACACUCUUUCUGUCACAACCGCUACCGUCAUUGCUACCUACUAACACAAAUUCAUGUUAGAUUAAGAUUAUGAACAUUUUUGUUGUAUGUGCGUGUGCUUAUUUGUGAUCCAAAGCAUUGUAGCUAAUAGCUUUUCCCAAGUUUAGCUGAUAGGCUUUUAUUAGUAAACUCUUUGUUUUCUUUCCGGCCUAACUUUCUCUUACCUCUUGCAAAGCUCAGUAAUAACAAUUAGAAAGAGACUCUGUGAGAGUAAAAGGGCAAAAAUAAGUGAUUCAGGGGAAGAUAGUAAGAGUAUUGCAGCAUUUCCCCCUAUUUAAAUAAAGCAAACUAAAUUCUGGCCUGAUAAGCAAUUAUUGAUAAAGUAGUUGUAUAACUAUGCUUCAUUUCACCUUGGUUUUUGAAACCACAGGUAGUGGCAUAGUAAUAUGCACAGCAAGACAAACAGACAGGCAGCCACUAACAGACAAUCUACUUUGUACAUGAGCUGACUGCUCCGACCCAGAGGAAGGUGUCUUAACUCUGACUUGGACAGGGUCACAGCCAUAGACAAAUGCCAACUUGUUUUAAAGGUUGUUCAAACAAAGCGAUUCUUUGAUUGUUGUUUAAGUUGACUUGAGUUUCAAAAAAGUAGGAAAAUCGGGGAAAGGACAUGAUUUAGAAAUCUAGAGUCCCCUGGCCCUCCCGCUCCCCCUUCUAUCACAUAAAAACAGACUUACCUGUCACCUGCGGUAUGGUAAAGGGCCAAAAUGAGGACUUUGUUUCUAACUUGCAUGGCAAACGGUGUCAAUAGUUUUGCCUAUUUGUGUGACCUGUGUAUCUGCCAUUUCUGAAUCUAACUGCCGAUUGUACAUUUUCUUUUGUCAGUGGUUUAAACGACCUGUGUAUAAUGUCUUUCUGAUCUGAUAACUAAUGCUUAUGCAAUACGAUGAUGCUCAAGAGUUUGCCAAAUCUUGUUAAUUUCACUUGCUUUUGAGAGAAAAAACAAUAUUCAGAGACUGCAAACAACUCCAAUUACAGUGAACUGUUAAACAUGUAGUAUUGUAUGGGUAGAACAAUAGUACACAUCUGUCAGAUUAUACUUCUGAAAACAUGUUUAUAAAUUCUUUCAGGUUUUUUGGGGAGGGUUGUCUGAUAUAAAAGAAAAGUAAAUUUUCUCUCUCUCCUCAGACUUUGAGAGUUCAAAAAAUUAAGAAAAUAUGAACAACCUUAUGCACAAAAUUGUAGCAGUUAGCCAUAAUUAUCUGAUAUUGUGCAACUAUUUUUAUUAGGUAAUUACCACAUGAGAUUUGAGGACAUGUUUUGUGAUUUACAACCUGAAAAUGCAGUGAGAGAUGCAACUGGAAAACAAAUGCAUGCUUACCACUUUUGCUGAUGCCAAUAAAGAAAUCAUCAACAGAA